AUGACUACCGGCGAGAUAAUGGCCCAGUACCGAUUUCUGGUACUGAGUAUUGGCGCGUCACUAGAUGCCAGUACUGAUGUGAUACUAGAGAAAUACUGGGAUAAUAAAAUUGAACCAAGACUCGAAUUACAGUACUACUUUGGUACAGAAUUCCAGUAUUGCUGCAGUACCGAUUUCCAUUAUUGUUACGGUAUUAAAUCAGUACCGAUUCUCAACAUAACACUGCCUUCGAAACAAUCGAUUUUGGUAACAUUGUGCAUUCAGAAAGGGCGUAUACCCAAAUUGAGAAAUCAUCAUUCUUGUCAAAACGGAACUCUGUCGAUGAACUUGUCUUCGUUAGACAAACACAAUGCAAAAUUAUUAAUAGCGUAUCCUCAACCGGAUACAUGGUAUAUUAUUACUUAUGCGACUUGUUAUUAUGAUGGUAAACCUGUUCACUGCCAUCUCAAGGAAAUUUCAAUACUACUGAAAAUAAGUACCGGAAAGUGUAUGCUUUUUAACCAUAAUCUUUGCGGUAAUCAUGGUGUGUGCCAAGAAAUUCAGAAGAACAUUCUUCAUUAUGCAACGUGCAACUGUUUUGAAGGUUACACAGGAUGGGAUUGCACUGAUGUUACUAGUCCUGCCAUUUUCUCUUUCAUGAGCACCAUAUUCCUCAUUUUUAGCAAUGCUUUUUUCAUACCAGCUAUAUGUAUGACCAUAAAACGAAAAUUGUAUGCAGAAGGAUUGGUGUAUUUAACUACCAUGUUGAUUUCAUCCCUUUAUCAUGCUUGUGAUCAAAAUGGACAAUUCUGCAUUGUAAAGUAUGAAAUCUUGCAGUACAGUGACUUUUUCUCCAGUAUUUUGGCAUUUUGGAUGACGUUAGUAGCAAUGGCGGAGUUAUCGACUGAUUUUAUACCAUUAUGCCACAUAAUGGGAGUGUUUGUAAUCACUAUUAGUGUGCAAAUUGAUAGAACAGGUUUGAUCAGUAUAUUGAUACCGCUAUUGAUGGGUGUUGUUAUACCGAUUAUCACGCAUGUCUGUCGUAUUUUUCGAUUAAAAAAAUGUAAGAAACCAAGUCAAAAAACAUUAUUAGGCUUGCUCUUUGCUAUUGCAGGAAUAUUAUUGUAUUCCUUUAUUGAAACAAAAGAAAACUAUUACUACGUUCACAGCAUAUGGCAUAUUGUCAUGGCAAUAUCAUUAAUAUUUUUGCUGCCAUUAACAAGAUCGAAACAAACAUCACUGAGAAGUACUUCAUGCAAUGUUGAUAGUGCAUCAUUUGCAUAGACUUGGAAAGAAUCACAUGAAAUUACUAUGUUUACGAUAAUUGAUCAGGAAAACUUCUACUCCUAGUUAAAUAUUGUAUUAUAAAUAAAUACGUAUAUAACGUCUCCGACGUACUUAUAU
This is a messenger RNA of Linepithema humile (Argentine ant), 1383 nucleotides long. The record is from RefSeq and is a predicted model, not a curated record. NCBI's taxonomy places the organism in Eukaryota, Metazoa, Arthropoda, Insecta, Hymenoptera, Formicidae.